Messenger RNA from Symsagittifera roscoffensis, 2473 nucleotides. RefSeq names its product sodium-dependent proline transporter-like. The transcript has 4 exons. The record is from RefSeq and is a predicted model, not a curated record. The coding region runs from base 444 to 2405 and encodes 653 amino acids. Gene Ontology annotation, cellular component: plasma membrane. Lineage: Eukaryota; Metazoa; Xenacoelomorpha; Acoela; Convolutidae. Gene Ontology annotation, biological process: sodium ion transmembrane transport.
CAUCCCCGGAUACAAUUAUUUUACGAGAUAUACCUGAGUUCUCAGAUUAAAGAAGGAAUUCAAAUUAUUAAAAAUCUGUUGAAAUUCAGCCGACCGCAUCGAAUUUUAUAUAAGUUUGGUUAAUAAUUAAUGAAAAGUUUAUUGCAACUAUUGCACCAAACAAAAUUUGUCGAAAUAGGAUCCGUGCAAAAAAAUUUUUUUUAAUUCGGAGUCCAAAUUUUACAACUUCCUUCCGUUCAAAAUAACCCCGGCAAACAGAAAGCAGUCAAAUUGAGUUGCAACCGCUAUUGUCCCAACUAAUUUCACCACUGAUCUAUGAAAACUUCGUUUAAAUAACACGCCGAUCACGCGAAGACUUAUAUUUAAAAUACCUGCGGAUCAAACGAAGACAAAGAAAGAAAACAAAAACCUCAGGCAAGAUAUCUGUGGGCAAUUAACAAACUAUGGGGGACAACCCAAACAAUGCAGAAAACCCGCAACCCAAAGGCCAAAAUUUAGACUGCAACAACGGAAUUGCAAUUUUACACAGCAACUCAGCUAUGCUUGAUAUAACAAGCACGACUGACAACAACGAAAAUAAUAAAACCAGUGAUAAAAGUUCGUACACGACUAUCGAGAAACAACCAAAUACGAAUGAGCCUGACACGACCGAAGAACGAAUAGAGCGCGGUCAAUGGGGGAACAGAAUCGAGUUCUUCCUCGCAGUUGUCGGAUUUUCAAUUGGAGUUGGGAAUGUAUUUCGAUUCCCUUAUGUCUGCUACAAAAACGGAGGCGGCGCUUUUCUGAUUCCUUAUUUCAUUGCGCUGGCUUGUUGUGGUAUGCCUUUGAUGUUCCUGGAACUAGCUUGGGGUCAGUUCAGCAGUGAGGGUCCAAUCACAGCCUGGUCCGUAUGUCCUCUUUUCUCUGGAAUCGGUGUGUGCGCUUGCACCAUGACAGCGAUAGUGAUUCUCUACUACAAUGUUAUCAUGUGCUACAGCGUGUAUUACAUGUUCGCCUCUUUGACCUUCGGAGAGGUGCCUUGGAGCCAUUGUGGUGAGAUUACGCCCACAAUCUGGACCAAUGAUAUUCAGAAAGGACAGCAAAUAUGCGUGGAGCCCAGAAAUGACGAGGUCAAAAUAUGGAGCAAUGUGUCCUAUAUUACCCCUGCAACCAGCUACCUGGUCAACGAUGUCCUCGAUCUCUCCUCGGGUCUGUGGGACUUCGGACACAUCCAAUGGAAACUGGCGCUGGCUCUCGCUUUCAUCUGGGUUGUCACUUUCCUCUGUGUUGUCAAGGGAAUCAAAUCCACCGGAAAAGUUGUUUAUUUCACCGCUACAUUCCCUUACUUUAUUUUAUUCAUACUGUUUAUCAGGGGAAUUACACUCGAGGGAGCCAUGGUUGGGAUUCGAAAGUACCUCACGCCCGAUUUCGCAAAACUGAGUGAUUUAAAUGUCUGGGCUGACGCUUUCCAGCAAGUGUUUUACUCUAUGGGUCCAGGAUGGGGCGGACUUUUGACCUUUGCAAGUUUUAACGACUUCAACCACAACAUUCAAAAAGACGCCAUUUUAGUGACUAUGGUCUCGGCUUUCACGAGUUUCUUUGGUGGUUUUGUUGUUUUUAGUAUUCUCGGAUUUCUCUCGUAUUCCUACAAUUCGCCGAUAGAGAAUAUUGCGUCAACUGGGAUAACAGUCGCGUUCGAAACUUACCCCGCAGCUCUCGCUCAAAUGCCGUUUGCCCAAUUUUGGUCGUUUAUAUUUUUCUUCAUGAUAAUCAUUCUCGGACUUGACAGCGAGUUUGGAAUGUUGGAAGCUCUCAUCUGCGCUGUCGUAGACUCAUACCCGAACCGACUGCACAAAUACAAAAUGCAUAUAACAGCUGUAGUAUCGAUGCUAUUUUUUCUGACCGGGCUUAUUUUCGUAACCCAAGGGGGGAUGUUUCUAGUCACAAUAAUCGACACCUACUUCGCUAUUUUCGGACUGCUAAUCGUGUGUUUCACAGAAAGUGUCGUAUUUGCAUACAUGUAUGGGUAUAAUAAAUUCAGUAUGGACAUUGCAGAGAUGCUAGGGAAGCCUCCGAGUCGCUACUUCCAGGCCAUGUGGUGUGUGGUCACGCCCUCUUUGAUUGUGUUCAUACUCGUAUCUCUCUUUCUUAAGAGUGGGGGAUCAACUCAGAUGGCAUACCAGGGCCGAGUGUUUCCCGAGUACACUUCGAUGUUGGGCUUGGGGAUGGGUUUCUGUGUCGUGCUCAUUGUACCGGCUGUCGGGCUGGUCAAACUGGCUCUGAACAAGUGGGACUGGCGUCCCCUUUUGAAACCAACAAGCGACUGGGGCCCAAAGUCAAGAAGGGUUCGAAUCCCGGACACCGCAGCCAAACUUUCAGAAAGUGCGGUAAAACUUCAACUCAAUGCGGAGACGAACGAUUGCUAACUAUAUUUAUGUAACAUUUUUGUUAUAAAACUUCAUUUAGUGUGGGCUAUAAUUAGUUAAAAGAUAGC